Symphalangus syndactylus (siamang) is the source of this 4058-nucleotide messenger RNA. RefSeq names its product eukaryotic translation initiation factor 4E family member 1B (gene EIF4E1B). The record is from RefSeq and is a predicted model, not a curated record. Gene Ontology annotation, molecular function: translation initiation factor activity; RNA 7-methylguanosine cap binding. NCBI's taxonomy places the organism in Eukaryota, Metazoa, Chordata, Mammalia, Primates, Hylobatidae. Gene Ontology annotation, cellular component: eukaryotic translation initiation factor 4F complex; cytoplasm. Gene Ontology annotation, biological process: translational initiation.
UCCUAAGGCGGGAGGUGGCUGGCACAUCUGAAGAUCUGCAUGACUGAAGGCCACUGUGGCCUCAGCAGAGGGAGGGAGAGGAGGGCUGGAGAGAGGUGGGCCUUGUGGGCUCCUGCGCUGUGAGCAGAGGACGGAGUGAUCCAGAUUUCAUUCUAAUUGCUGCUGUGUAGGGAGCAGGGAGGGGACUAUUCUUGGGCAAGGGUGAAAGCUGGGGACGAGUUCAGAGGCCAUCACCAUCACACAGGCAGGAUGACUCUCACUUGGGCUGGGAUGGUGGCAAUGGAGAUCAAGAGAAGUGGGUGGGUCCUGGAUGUUUUGAAGGGAGAACUGGUCAUGGCAUGUGCUAACAGGUGAGAAAGACAGAGCCCCAGGACCAUUCCAACGUUUUCGGCUGAGCAGUUGGAAGGGUGGAGAAGACGGUUGGAAGAGCAAGUCUGGAGAGGGGCAGAGGAGGUGUCAGGAAUUCAGCUUUGGGAUUCAGCUCUGAAAUGCACAUUAGAUACCCAGAUGGAGCUGUCGGGCGGGCAGUUGGAUAUGCUCCUCCGGGUUUCUGGUGGCGGCUAAGCAUGUCACCGUCUAAAUGACAUUUAAUGCCCAUUACUGGAUAAGGGCACAACACAGCAAGUACUGACAGAACAGAGAAGAGGUCCCAGGGCUUAGUCCUAGGGUCUUCUGAUGCAAAGAGGAGAAACCAUCCAUUUUGUUCACAGCUGCGCUCCCCAGAGCCUAAAAUGGUGUCUGGCACAAAGUAAUUGGUAGAUCAUUAUUUUUUGAAUGAAUAAACGAAUAAGUAGUGCUAAGCGCUAAGAAGGAAAUAGAACAGGGUGAUGAGUUAGAGGGCGUGGGGGAGAGCGUUCUUCUCUAGAUAGGGUAGCAGUCAGGGAAGGCCUCUUUGAGAAGGUGACAUUUGAGCCAAGCCCAGAAGGACGAGGAGAAGUUCUGUAAAAAGUUGCAGAGGAAACUGCAAGUGCAAAGGCCCUGAGGCAGAAACAAAUCUGGCCUUUUGGAGGCUCCAUGUGCUCAGGGCAUGGGAGGCUGGAUCGCCCGAGAACCUUGCAAGCCCAGGACCUGGACUUGGGAUCACAUCCUGGGUGUCCCGGAGGUUUUUUUGUUUGUUUGUUUGUUUUUUAGAUGCAGUUUCACUCUUGUUGCCCAGGCUGGGGUGCAAUGGUGCAAUCUCGGCUCACUGCAACCUCCACCUCCCCAAUUCAAGCGAUUCUCCUGCCUCAGCCUCCUGAGUAGCUGGGAUUACAGGUGCCUGCCACCAUGCCCAGCUAGUUUUUGUUGUUGUUGUUGUUUGUUUGUUUGUUUUAUUUUUAGUAGAGACAGGGUUUUACCAUGUUGGCCAGGCUACUCUCGAACUCCUGACAUCAGGUGAUCCACCCACCUCAGCCUCCCAAAGUGCUGGGAUUACAGGCAUGAGCCACCGCAGCUGGCAUGGGUUUUAAACAAAGAAGUUACGUGACCAGAUUAAUAUUUUAAAUGAUCCCCUCGAGGAACCUGGAGAACUUUCUGUAGGAAAGCAGGAGUGGAAGCAAAUGGAGUGUCGGGAAAUACUCAUGCGGCAGCCAAGGUCAGAGCCAGCUUCCCUGGAGUCAGGGGAGUUGGGAGGGAGAGGAAUGGGCAGAUUCAAGAUAUUUUAGGAACAGGAUGGUAGGGCUGGGAUUCAAGAGCCCCUGCUGGUUCAUUCCCGACAUGAAGAUGUCUCCCAUAGACAGACUUGGAAGGGCCUCAGGGAGGGGCCAGGACGUCUGUAGGGUUGGGGGGUUGCUCUUAAGGUCUCUCCUUAUUCACCUCAAUCCAAGACUCCAGGGGCUUCCCCAGGCUGGAAGCUGUGGGAGGUGGUGGGAAGGGGUGCUGUGGCUGGGAGGGUCAUUCCAUGCUGGGCUCUGGGCCACAGCUGUAAGGUAGCUAAGACCAUGCCUGCUACUGGGGGAGAGCCCUUCCUUCCUUUUUCUUCAUCAGAUCUAGAUUCCUGGCCAGCACAGUGGCUCACACUCAUAAUCCCAACACUCUGGGAAGCAAAGGCAGGAGAAUCACUUGAACCCUCCCAGGCUGAUUUGAGGCCAUUCUGGGCCACAUAUUGAGACCCCAUCUCUAUUUUUUUUUUAAUUGAAAAUUAGCCAGACAUAGUGGUGUGCACCUGUAGUCCCAGUUCCUCGGGAGGCUGAGGAGGGAGAAUGAGCCAAGGAGAGUUUGAGGCUGCAGUGAGCUAUGAUCAUGCCACUACACUCCAGCUUGGGCAACAGAGCGAGACCCUGUCUCAAAACAACAACAAAAAUAUCUAGAUUCGUGAUCUCUUCCCAGCCUGGUCCUCCUCCAGUGCUCCCUCUGUCAAGUUUCUUCAAUGCUCCUCCCACUGAGAGGUGGCAGUAUGUCCCCUCCCUUGAAUCUGGGCCUGUGACUCUAGUAGAAUAGAGUGGGUCUGAUGCGGUGCCAGGUUUCAGGCCCAGGCCUUAAGAAACUGGCAGCUUCUGCUUCCUGUCUCUUGGGAUGCUUGCUCUGGGAACCCAGCCACCACGCCGGGAGGAAGCCAAGCAGCCACAUGGAGAGGCCACGCAGAGCCAUCCUGACCAGCACCCCCAGCUGAGGCUCCAGCUGACAGCUGGCAUCAGCUGCCCCACGUAUGGGGAAACUGACUCGAUGAAUCUCAGGCUUGGCUGCGGUCAGGGUAGAAUCAGGACUGGAACCCAGGCUGUGUGGCUACCUCACCAUCCAUGUCAGGUGAGUGAAGCUGAGGGUGGAAUCCGAGAGUGGGAGGAGGAGGAGGAGGAGGAGGCAGCAGGGAGGACGCCCACAGGAGAAAAGUCUCCAAACUCUCCCAGGACUUUGCUGUCUCCGAGAGGGAAGGCCCGGACGGGGGGACCCGUGGAGGUCAAGCUGGAGCUGCACCCCCUGCAGAACAGGUGGGCUCUGUGGUUCUUCAAGAAUGAUCGCAGCCGGGCCUGGCAGGAUAACCUGCACCUGGUCACCAAGGUGGACACUGUGGAGGACUUCUGGGCGCUAUACAGUCACAUCCAGCUGGCCAGCAAGCUCUCCUCUGGCUGUGACUAUGCCCUGUUCAAGGAUGGCAUCGAGCCCAUGUGGGAGGACAGCAGGAAUAAGCGGGGUGGCCGCUGGCUGGUCAGCCUGGCCAAGCAGCAGCGCCACAUUGAGCUGGACCGGCUGUGGCUGGAGACGCUGCUGUGUCUGAUCGGGGAGAGCUUUGAGGAACACAGCAGGGAGGUAUGUGGGGCCGUCGUCAACAUCCGCACCAAGGGAGACAAGAUCGCUGUGUGGACGAGGGAGGCGGAAAACCAGAUGGGUGUGCUGCACAUUGGGCGUGUAUACAAAGAGCGCCUGGGCCUCUCCCCAAAGACCAUCAUUGGGUACCAGGCCCAUGCAGACACAGCCACCAAGAGCAACUCCCUAGCCAAGAACAAGUUUGUGGUGUGAGGGGGGGCCUUGGCACCCCUCCUAUGUAAUGGGACAGCCACCACCUGAGCCUCAUUACUUUGGGGGCUGGGGUGGGACUGGGGAUCAGACAGCCUAAUGCUUACUUGUCCUCAAGUGAACAGGAAUGCAAACACUCUUUAACAUGAGUUGGGGCCUGGGCCUUAGGGGCCAGAUGGGGGUAGUGGUGGCAGUUUGAGGACCUAGCUUGUCCUGGGGCCACAGGACAGCAGCAGGGUGGAGGAAACUCCUGGGGGUGAGGUGAGUCAUGUGGGGGAAGGAGGGCUCUAUGGUAGGCGGAGAAGCCCAUAGUCCAGCGUUUACUUUGUUUCCACCCAGGAAGGGGGCGAGGUGGCCUGAGAGACGGACUCUUCCAUGGGUGGGGGGCUCAAGGGCACAGACACUCUGGAGGGUGAACGCCAUCACUUGUACAGAGGGAUACGUGGGUUGCUGAGGACUGAGAGAGCCUCGCAAGGCCGCUCCCCUUCUCCCCAUCUGUGACCAGGGCUGUCUGGGCCUUGCCUGCCUCAGGGCCAGACUGAAGUGGAGGUGGGGGGGAUGCUGGGCUAGGCCUCACCAAGGUUCUGGUAGAAGUGGAUAAACUUGAUAAUAAAAGCUUAAGCAUC